This is a messenger RNA of Ceratitis capitata (Mediterranean fruit fly), 4147 nucleotides long. It is a transcript of the gene AspRS-m, whose product is annotated as aspartate--tRNA ligase, mitochondrial. The record is from RefSeq and is a predicted model, not a curated record. Lineage: Eukaryota; Metazoa; Arthropoda; Insecta; Diptera; Tephritidae. Gene Ontology annotation, biological process: aspartyl-tRNA aminoacylation. Gene Ontology annotation, cellular component: cytoplasm; mitochondrion. The coding region runs from base 408 to 3716 and encodes 1102 amino acids. Gene Ontology annotation, molecular function: nucleic acid binding; ATP binding; aspartate-tRNA ligase activity. The transcript has 12 exons.
ACUAUUUACUGCAAUCAAAGUACUGUCGGCAACUCUGUUCACUCAUGUCACUCAAUCGGCGUCUUUUAUGUUUCGCACUUUCAUUAAUCGGUCCGUUUGGGCGAUUUCCCGACAUCCGCGGUACAUCAACUAAUUUAUCCGGUUAUUGUUAAAUUUUAUUAUUUUUUCGCCACCACUUUAUAAAAGUUUCAUGAAAAAGUGAAGUUUAAAACAUUAAAAACUGAAGUCGCCGAUAGCUUUACGCUAAAAUUGUGUUUCUACUGUUCUAAAGGAGCCUGUGGCGUAAUCAGCGAAUCUUUCCAUUAAGCAGAUUUAGCGCACUAGAGACAUUAGCAGCAAAGCCGACUGCGCUCGUGCAAGUAGCAGACACACAAGCAACAAACGUAGCAGCACCGGUAAAUCACGUAAUGGGUGGUCGUAAUAGACUCAGUGGUGGAAGUAGCGGACGUUACAGCAGCGGCAGUAGUGGCGGUUAUAGUGGAAGCAACGGUGGUGGUGGCUAUGGCGGUGGCAGCGGCUAUGGUGGUGGAAGUUAUGGCAAUGGCCGUAGCGGCGGGUAUAACAAUAAUGUAGGUUAUGGUAGUGGCAGUGGUGGCUACAAUGGCAACUAUCGCGGUAAUUUCAACGAUUAUUGUGGCUCCAAUGACAUUAAUCCAUUUAAUGGGCCAGGUGGAAAUGAUUUAAUGCAACUGAUGAGCGCAAUGGCGAGCAAUUUUAAUAUGAAUCCGCCACCACCACCGCCACCAAUGCGUAUGACUUGCGGUGAGCUGCGGGCAAAUCAUGCCGGUAUGCUGGUCGAAUUGACUGGACGACUUAUCAAAAAAAGGGUAACACGUUUUGUAGAGUUACGUGACCGCAAUGGCGGUGCAUCACAGUUGGUUAUAUUGGAAGAUAAGCAUCCACGUGUAGCACGUCGCAUGCAAAAUAUGCCCGAUAAUUCCACGCUGACCAUAAUAGGUACCGUUAAUCGGCGUCCACCGAAUUCAUGUAACCAAACUAUGCCCACAGGUGACAUUGAAGUCGAAGUGCAGCAGAUUACAAAUAUCGAUUUGCCUACCGGUGGCAAGGGUAUGGGUAAUAAGCGCACCUAUAGUACAAUGGCAAAACAGCAUAUGUGUGGCAUCACCAGUACUGAAUACAAAAUAGCAAAGAGCGAUAACGUAUUAAAGUACUUUGAGAAUCGUGACCUCACAUGUAACGAUUUGCGUCGUGAAGACAUUGGUAGGACAGUAACGCUGGUCGGUUGGAUACCACAAACAAAAACCAGCAAAUUCUUGCAGUUAAAAGAUGGUUACGGACAAACACAGAUUAUCGUUGAAGAUCAAGCGAUGCAAGACACAUGCAUAACCGCACCGGAAGGUACCGUAGUACAAGUUAGCGGCAAAGUUUUGGGCAGACCACGUGCCAGUAUUAAUUUUAAAUACGACACUGGCGAGGUAGAAUUAAUUGUUGAAUCCAUUAAGGUAUUGAACCCCGAUGAUCCCUAUGAUGGACCUAUUAAAAACAAAGAAAAAGUGCAAAAAAUGUCAAUUGAUGACGAUGAAGAAGAUACUAAAAAUGGCAAUGCUGCAGAUGGUCAAGCAGCUAGUAGUGAGAAAAAUAAAAAAAUAGCCGAUUUAAAUAAAUUUGCUGGACGUACACAUACUUGUGGUGAAUUGAGCGUAGAUAAUAUAAAUGAGAAAGUAACAAUUUGUGGUUGGUUGGAAUUUCAACGUAUGGGCAAAUUUAUUAUACUACGCGAUGCCUAUGGGCAAACGCAAGUGCUAAUCUCAAACAAAGCUAAAAGUAUGGAAAAGUAUUCGGAUGGGUUUUCACUUGAGUCAAUUAUACGUGUUGAAGGUACGGUAAUACCGCGUCCGGCUGCCACUAUAAAUCCCAACAUGGAGACCGGUCAAAUAGAAGUCGAAGCUGAGAGUAUUGAAGUGCUCAAUCCAGCUAAGAAAAAUCUGCCAUUCGAGGUGCGACGUUAUAAUCGUGCUGGUGAACGUUUGCGUUUAACCCAUCGUUAUCUCGAUUUGAGAUUCGCUGACAUGCAACAUAAUCUACGCAUGCGGUCCGCCACUAUAAUGCGUAUGCGUGAAUAUCUCAUAAAUUAUUUGGGUUUCGUUGAAGUGGAGACACCAACGCUAUUCCGACGCACACCAGGUGGCGCACAGGAGUUUGUGGUGCCUACACGUAAGGCGGGACACUUUUAUUCGCUUGUACAGAGUCCACAACAGUUCAAACAAAUGUUAAUGGCUGGUGCAAUCGAUCGUUAUUUCCAAGUGGCACGCUGUUAUCGUGAUGAGGCGACACGACCAGAUCGUCAGCCAGAGUUUACCCAACUCGAUAUUGAAUUGUCAUUCACCACACGUGAGGAUAUCAUGCAUUUGGUAGAGGAAUUGUUGCGUUACUCAUGGCCGAAGCCGUUUACACCGCAAACGCCCUUCCGACGCAUUACCUACGAGGAGGCGAUGGAGAAGUAUGGCACAGAUAAGCCAGAUACACGUUUCGGAUUUGUUUUAAGCAAUGUUACGGACAUAAUUGAAAAUAAUGAGGAAUUCGCUGGCAAAUACAAAGACCUGGCAGCCUAUGCUAUUGUUGUACGUGGCACCGAGGCGAUUUGGAAUGGCACAGCACGCAAGCAUUAUGAGAGUCUUGGCAAAGAAUUCACCGGCACUUUGUUUGUGCGCAAAUUUUUGCAAUACAAAGACGUGCUUGAACGUUUAACAAAACUUCUAAACAACGAUGUGGCCACCGAGCUAAUUGAAAAAUUCGAUUUAGAGGAGAAUGAUUUGAUUUUCCUUGGCAUAGGCGAAAAACGCGCUACACAAACCAUAAUGGGUCGCAUACGUCUCGACUAUUACAAUUUCAUCUCUGAGAAUAUUAAGCGUGAGAAGAAGGAGAAUAAAUUUAUUUGGGUGCUUGAUUUCCCAAUGUUUGAACGCAACCCGGACACAAAUCAAAUAGAGAGUGUACAUCAUCCAUUCACCGCACCACAUCCCGAUGAUAUGGAGAAAUUCAUGAACGCCAAAGAUGAUGAAUUAGUCAAUGUACGCUCACAAGCUUACGAUUUGGUAUUGAAUGGUCAAGAGAUUGGUGGCGGUUCGAUACGUAUACAUGAUCGUGAUAUGCAAUAUUUCGUAUUAGAUCAAAUUCUGAAAAUUCCACAUGAGCAUUUGAAUCACCUGUUGAACGCUCUAGAAUCGGGUUGUCCACCACAUGGUGGCAUAGCACUCGGUUUGGAUCGUUUAAUUUCGCUAAUUUGUCGUGCACGCUCUAUGCGCGAUGUUAUUGCAUUCCCGAAAUCGUUAAAUGGACGCGAUCCGCUCUCGAAUGCGCCCGUGCCGAUUUCCGAUGAAGAGAAGACGCUUUAUCACAUCGCCACACUAGAGGAUACGAGUAAAUCAACCGAGCAUGCAAUUGAGGAUGAAGAUCCGGAUUUAGUGCGUGCCUCACCAUCACCAGAGCCGCAAGUGAAGGAGGAGCCGACUGCUGUUAAUGACGUCAACGAUGUUGAUGAUGAUAUGAAACCGGUCGUGAAGCAAUCCGCCGAUACGACAACUGAUGAUGCGACCGCACCAACACCACCCACGCCAGCUGCAACUCCUGCUGUUGCUACCAGUCCAGUUGUAGCUACUAAAGCUGCUUUGAAAGCGACAACACCGGCUGCAAAAGUGGUAAAGCGAGAGGGUGUCGCCGCCACCACCACCACUACCGCGACCAAGAAAAAGUAAAUUUACAGAAUCCUUGCAACUAACUCAUAAGCACUCACAUAGUUUCGUAAAUGGAUGUGUUUCCUCAGCACGCAAUAUGUCGUUUUGCAUAGUUUUAUCUAAACAUUAUUUAUCUAUAUACACAUACAUACGUCUUAAUAUACACAAUAUUAUAGUAUAUAUUGAUUAUUUACUAAAGAGAGAUUAGUCAGUUGAAACCACAUACAUAAGUGUUUCACACCGGUAUGCCAUUACACGCAUACAAACAUUGUAAAUCUCUUAGGAAUUUUAACUUAUUGUGUGUGCUAGAUUAAAAUUAACGAUUUAUUUGACAUAUCUUUUUUUUUUAACUUUACAAAUUGUAAACCAAACAUUUCUGCAUAUACACACUCACACACACACACACAUGCAUACAAAUGCAUACAAACCAAUGUGAAAGAACAAACAAAAUG